Messenger RNA from Homalodisca vitripennis (glassy-winged sharpshooter), 4813 nucleotides. RefSeq names its product protein DENND6B. The record is from RefSeq and is a predicted model, not a curated record. NCBI's taxonomy places the organism in Eukaryota, Metazoa, Arthropoda, Insecta, Hemiptera, Cicadellidae. Gene Ontology annotation, cellular component: recycling endosome. The coding region runs from base 304 to 2073 and encodes 589 amino acids. Gene Ontology annotation, molecular function: guanyl-nucleotide exchange factor activity. The transcript is spliced from 9 exons.
GAACAAGUGGAUGUAGAUUAUUGGAAUAGUGUCAUUAUUUAAUAUGUGUUUUUAUUUUUGUUUUACAUUUGUUUUUAAACAUAAUUGAAUAAAUAAAUUGAUAUUGAGUUGUGGGAACUAUGUACGUAGUGCCGAACCUGAAUACUAUCCAUGACGACGUAUUAUUUUCCCUUAUUUAAUUUAAUUUAAAGAGUUUUCAACAUAAAACUAGGGCAGUUUUAAGGUUAUAAUCGAGGAUUCAAAUUUCACACAACUUAUGUGAACUUUCUAAGUGAUAUAUGAUAAACCAAUGGAUGUCCAUCAAUGGCUUCUGAACAGAAAGGAGAAAGAACAGGAGCUAAAGAUAGUGGAAGUCAAACCAUGUUAUCAGAGCAAAAGAAGGAGAAAGCUGAAUGUAAAUCACAGAAUAAGCCGACUCCCUGGGAAAGAUUUUCUAACUGGAUCCACUGCAUCUGUAUUGUCACAUUUGACUUGGAGCUGGGACAAGCAAUUGAGGUUUUGUACCCGGUAGACGCUCAACUACAGGAGGAAGACAAAGCGAACAUUUGCUACCUGGCGUUCCCAGACUCUAACUCCAGUUGCAUGGGAGACACCAAGUUCCACAUCCGCAUCCGUCAGGCUCCCGGUGGUCCUGAUCUUCUCCCAAUCCAUACUCUUUACAACCAAAAGUGUCCUGUAUAUCUGCAAAUUGAUAAUGGCUAUUUUUACGGAUUUGUUUAUUUUCGCCAAGUUAAAGACAUAUCACUGCCCAGGGGAUAUUUUCAAAAGAGUGUAAUUAUUAUAUCGCGGUUCCCUUUCAUCAACUUGUUUAGCGAAGUUGUUAGCUUAGUAGCUCCAGAGUUCUUUGAUCAUGGCUUAAACAGUGUGGAGGCUGCAUGCCAUGAUAUUGACCAGUGGGCACCUCCUAUUCCAGGCGACACUCUCAAUUUGCCAAUUAUAGGCACUGUUCUUCAGGUCCAAGUGCCAUGUGACAGUGCCAAGAGCAACUCAGGUGGUGGCCCGCUCAAUGUGGCAAAUGUGCCUCCAACAUUGCUUCCUACCGUUCUACCAUCCAUCUAUGAGAUUAACACUUUCCAAGUAUUUUCUACCGUGCUUUAUCACAUGCACUUACUAUGGGAACUGGUGUUAACUGCAGAACCCAUUGUAGUCAUGGCUUCGUCUCCGGCCACUUCUGCACAGAUGGUCCAAGCCCUUGUCAGUAUGAUAACUCCACUGAUGUACUAUGCGGAUUACCGACCAUACUUCACAAUACACGACAGCGAGUUUCGAGAAUACACAACGAGAACACAUGCACCGCCACCGAUUAUUCUUGGUGUCACUAACCCAUUCUUUGCCAAGACACUGCAGCACUGGCCUCAUAUCAUCAAAGUACCUGAUUCUUCAAAUGGUGGCAGUUUUCAGAAACACAAGAUAAGGAAAGGUAACCAUUUGAAGAUGCUAGACACAAAGCCAGGAGUUUAUACUCAGUACCAGCCAUUUCUGCAGAAGGAUAAAACAAUCUUGAAAAAGGUUUUGAAGGGUGUCCAGACAAAACGGCCAGGAGAAGUGCAGUCGGCUCUUCUGCGACGCCACUUGCUAGAGCUGACACAGAGCUUCAUGAUUCCUCUCGAGAGAUACAUGGGAACCCUCAUGCCUCUUCAGAAGAAUAUUUCCCCCUACAAGGCAGCUCCUCAACCAUGGCCGUUCAAUCCUGAUGAUUUUAUAGCAUCACUGGAAACAUCAGGUCCACAGUUGACAUCAGGAGUGAAGGGUGACUGGGUUGGACUCUAUCGUAAAUUUUUCCGUUCCCCCAAUUUCAGUGGUUGGUACAAUGCCCGCUACAAGGGUAUGAGUCAGAAACUUCAAAUCCUGCAACUUGAGGCUCUCUCUGAUGCGGACUUGAAAAAGUGGGUGAAAGAUAAGAAAGAAGUGGAAGUGGUUGAUAUGAUCUUGAAGAUUAAGUGUAAGCUGGAGAAAUGUGAUGCUGAAGAUAUGCCUCUGGGGGAAGAAACUCGCAGACAGUUACAGUGCCGUCUGCAGGACAUUGUGUGUACCUUGCCAGAAGACUUGCGAACAGUUCUCUCCUACAGCUGAUACCAACAUUUUCUCCUUCCUUUAUUCUCUUUCAUGCUUCUCUCAAACAUUUCCACAUCUGUUUUAGUUUAUAUUUACUGAGGUCGGUUAAAUUAGCCAAUGAAUUGUAUUUAUAGUUUUAUUCUUUAUGACUUCAGAUAGCUAGAAUAGUCUCAUUGAAGCAUUGUUGUUUGUUACACUCUUACUUAUUUAGUUUUUAUAUUCCAAAAUUUUAAUUUUAAUAAUUUACAUUAGUAAUAAAUUAUUAUUACCAUUACUAUCUAAUAAUGAUAGUAAAUAAUAAAAAAUAUAGAUGAGGCAUUAUUAGAUGUGGUGGAAUGUCCAGAACAACAGAAUUUUUUAUCUCUGUAUCGUUGUGGUGCACGUGUGCUAAAUUUUGUAAUAUUGAAAGCUUUUCUUUUUUCUCAAGAUAAACUGUAUUGUUUGGAUGGUAGAAUUUAAAAUAUAAAUUGGUUCCAAAAAAAAAUUCAAAUAUAUUUAUUAUCAUAAAGUUAUUGUAGAAAUAAAGUUGACUGGUUUCUCUCACAACAUAGUACAUGAAAAAAUACUCUAAUAAUAGUUAAUUUUUAGUUUUUUUUUUGAAAAAUUAUUUCAAACAUUAAGUUUAUUUAAAAGUUUAAAGGAUUGAUGGUAUGUAUCAGUGGUUAUUGGUAACCAGUGAACCAGUGGUUUACUGUGAAAUCAAUUUCUCUUUGGGCUUUCAGGCUCCUACUGAACAUUAGGUCUUAGCACUUGGGACUGUUAUCAAUUGUAACGAUAUGAGCAUCAUUUAUUUUUAACUAGGUCCUCAGACCUCCAAGACAGUAUGUCUAUCCCAGGUGGUGUUUCCAUUGUCAAUUGCCAUAAGUGCUCUAUCACACACUCACCUUAAACGAAGGGAAUUUGGAUACAAUCCGAUAAGUGUGCAUAUGGAUUGUAUCUCUUACCUCAUUUUGAGGAUCUGUUUAAAUUUUAAACACCAGAUUGGCUAGAGUGUAUGCAAUGUUGAUAGCCUUAUUUCUUGAUUGCCAUCCUUGUACAAGAGCAACUUCUGUAGUAUGAUGUGUUUUCAAAAAGAAACUGAACUGUUGAAAUAGUGUGCUAACUGACUACAGGUGCUGUGACUGUUAGUUGUCAAACUACAGCGACUGAAGUGUGCACAUGAAAGAACUUAAAGAACAACGUGUUUGAAAUUUUACUAUGAACUUGUCACAACUGUGGUGGAGAUAAUUUAAUUGCAUAACAAAGCAUAGGGGAGGAACUAAGCCAGUGAACAAAGUUUAUGUUAAACAACUUACUUAAAGUUAUUCCGUGAAAUAUUUUAAUAUCAUCAGUUUUCCAUUGGAUUUAUUCAUUGUUAUUUACAUUUUGUUUGCUUAGCCUACCAUCCAAACAAGAACCUUUAAUAAUAAUUAUUAUAAUAGAAGCCAUAGUUUUUAUAAUGUGAAAAAUAUAUUCAUAUCAUCAUUGCUUCAGUACAUUAAAUACACCACAUCUAACAAAAGUACAGUUAUGAUAUUUUAAUUAAAACUAUUAUAGUGCAAUUUAUGGAAACAUGUAUUGAGUUUAAUAACCUUGUAAAACAUAGUAGUUUUUCUUUAUAAGCUUUGAUUUACCUCACUUUUAUAGUUCCUUAGUUUUUAAUUAGUCAUUUAUUGUUUUAUUUUCCUUUACUGUUAAUAUAGUUCUUGAUAAAACCUUCUUUUGUCGAAUACAACUUUUAGUUGUUUAGUUUGUAUUUUUAUUGGGAGCACUAAUCAAUCAAAAAAAUAUUUGUACUUUUAACAAAACAGUCAAAUUAAUAGCUUGUUUUCAUUGGUUGCUAAGCUUAGUUAAGGUCCAUACUGCGUGCAGUAUUUCAAAAAGACUUCUAUGAAUGAAUUUUUUACUUACGUUAACUAUUGGUUAAAUUAUAAUUUAUUUAGAUACUACACGUAACAGUUAUAAUAAUUUUGGAUAAGUGUUACUAGUUUACUUUGCAAAUAGAUAUUAUAUUCCAAUUUAUGAAAACCAAUAAUAAAAUUACUAUUUUAAAAAUAACGUCCUCUUUAGAUUGUCUAUAAAAACUAUUUUGUUGCAUUAAAAGAACCAGUACAAAGUGACAGAUAUCUGUAAAAAUGUAAAAAUAAUUAAAAUAAGUUAAUAGGUUAAUGCUCAAUAAUUUUUUUUAUUUGACUUUUUAUUGGUUAGUAUUGAAUACAGUGUGUUACAUGUAGGUAUUCAUAUACAAUGUGUUUAUAAGUAUUAACUUACCACAGCGAAGAGCACGUUCAAAAGUUAUGACGAUUUAAAAUUUGUCACCAUUUCAUAAUAAUGUUACUGAAGUAAUUUUUAAAAAUUUGUAAAAUUUUCUUCAAUUAGACUGAUAUUGAACACCAUGUGUUACACACUGCAAAAGGCUUUUAGGUAUUCAUGAUGGCCUAUAACUACAUUAUACAGAAUAGGACUGAUAUAAUGUAUAUGAAUGCUGCCUUCUGGAAUUAAAAUAGUCUGAAAAAUCAAAAGUACUAAUAGUGUUACUUCCAGCACUGACAAAUAAGUUAAAAAUACACUCUAAUUUGUACAAAAAUGGAUCUUUCCCUCAAUGUAUGGAGAUACAUUCAAACCGUUGUUUAUAAGUGUUUCAUGAAUACCUUAACUCGUAAAUAUUUUAGAAUAAACUCUUUUUAACAGUUAGAGGGGAUUUGUGAUAUGUAGGUUACUGUACAUAUGUAGUGUAAAAGUCCAAUGAUAAUUAGUAAAUAAUAUUAUUCAAACAUGU